Molecule: messenger RNA, 372 nt
Organism: Fusarium coffeatum
Lineage: Eukaryota; Fungi; Ascomycota; Sordariomycetes; Hypocreales; Nectriaceae
Exons: 4
Coding region: 1-372 (123 amino acids)
Biological process (GO): mRNA splicing, via spliceosome; P-body assembly; nuclear-transcribed mRNA catabolic process
Cellular component (GO): spliceosomal tri-snRNP complex; U6 snRNP; P-body
Molecular function (GO): U6 snRNA binding
Source: RefSeq, a predicted model, not a curated record
AUGCUGCCCCUCGGUUUACUUAACGCGGCCCAAGGCCACCCCAUGCUGGUCGAGCUCAAGAACGGAGAGACUCUCAACGGACACUUGGUUUCUUGCGAUACAUGGAUGAACCUCACACUCAAGGAGGUUGUACAGACAAGUCCGGAGGGCGACAGAUUCGUGCGUUUACCAGAGGUCUAUGUGAAGGGAAACAACAUCAAAUAUCUGAGAGUGCCCGACGAAAUCAUCGACCAGGUCAGCGAAUCGCAGAAGGGUCAACAGGGUGGAUUCCGAGGCGGACGAGGAGGUUCAAGAGGAGAUCACAGUGGACGAGGCGGUGACCGUGGACGUGGUCGUGGAGGACGCGGCCGCGGCCGAGGACGAGGUCAAUAA